AUUCUCGUAUGACCGAAGGCCGAAUCUUAGGAAGAGUCAGGGAGAGAGGUGUAUACGACUCGUCGGUAUAUAAACGUACAGAUCGUGUGGAGAGCAUCAUACAACCACGAGACGUCCGUGAGUCAACAUGAAAGCAUUCUUGGUAUUAGCAGCCGUUGCGGCUAUCGGCUCGGCCAGACCCGAGGCGGGAUACAGUUACAAUGCACCAGGAGGAGGAGGUGGCCUUGGAGGACACGGGGGUAGCAUCGGCGGAGGUUUCGGUGGUGGCCAUGGGGGCGGCUUUGGAGGUGGAUUCUCAUCCGGUGGACUCAGCUCUAGCAGCUUCGGUAUCGGAGGCGGUCUAGGAGGUGGAGUCGGAGGUGGAAUCGGUGGAGGAUUCUCCUCAGGAGGCUUCUCAUCUGGUGGAUUCUCAUCCGGAGGUGGUGGCGGAUUCUCAUCUGGAGGUGGUGGCGGAUUCGGCGGCGGCUUCGGUGGAGCCCCCAUUGUGCAGAAACACAUCUACGUCCAUGUCCCACCACCAGAACCUGAAGAACAGCGCCCACAAAUCAUCUCUGGUGGCGCCAUCCCCCAGAAACACUACAAGAUCAUCUUCAUCAAGGCCCCAGCACCUCCCGCCCCAGUCGCGCCCAUCAUCCCCGCCCAAGCUCAGAACGAAGAGAAGACCCUCGUCUACGUCUUGGUCAAGAAACCCGACGAACAGCCCGACAUCACCAUCCCAACUGCUGCCCCCACCCAACCCUCAAAACCAGAAGUUUACUUCAUCAAGUACAAGACCCAGAAGGAGAGUGGUUCCAUCGGAGGUGGUGCUAUUGGCGGUGGUAUCGGAUCUGGAAUUGGCGGUGGUAUCGGCGGUGGUGUUUCUGGUGGUAGCAUCGGAGGUGGUCUUUCCCUUGGCGGCGGUCACGGCGGCAGCAUUGGUGGCGGACACGGUGGCAGCAUCGGUGGCGGCCACGGUGGCAGCAUCGGUGGUGGCAGCAUUGGCGGUGGCAUUAUCUCUGGUGGUCACGGCUCAUCAGGAGUCAGCAGCUCAUACGGUCCCCCCGGCCAGUCCGGCCCAUACUAAACGCGCAGAGCGUGCCCCCAUGUGAUACCUGCUUCGCCGGCGACAAAUCUAGUUUAUAAGUAGAGAAAAAAUUACGGUGCCUAAAUGUAUUUAUGUAAAUAGUAAUUUUAAUUGCCUAAUUUUAGAUGUACUAUAAAUAUUUUUGCAUAAAAAUAUCGUUAAAACAAAUGAAAUCUUUUCUUUCACCUCAGUAUUGCUUAGCAAAUAUUCGUUGGAAUAUGAAAGUGUUGUUUGAGAUGACAUCUUUCACAUCCAAUGCAUUAACACAUCUGAAGAACAGGUGUAAGGUAGAAAGUGCAAUCGUAAGCGUGGGCGAUCCAUUGCACAACAUUGAGUCGUGACCCCACGCUUGCAUAACAGAAAGAAGCUUCAUCUUUCAUCAUACAUAGUAAAAUAAGUAAGAGUUAUAUUUUUAUUACGUAAAUAAAACUCUAAACCAUUCA
Pieris rapae (cabbage white) is the source of this 1506-nucleotide messenger RNA. RefSeq names its product glycine-rich cell wall structural protein (gene TwdlT). Lineage: Eukaryota; Metazoa; Arthropoda; Insecta; Lepidoptera; Pieridae. The record is from RefSeq and is a predicted model, not a curated record. The transcript is spliced from 2 exons. Bases 128 to 1063 code for a protein of 311 amino acids.